AUGUCCAUCCUCGUCAAACUAGUUGGUCACGGCAUAGGUCUCACGGCCGAAGCCAAACAAUACCGCAAAGACAAGAAAGCCCGUGAAGCCAGCUCUUCUAACUCUUGUGCCGCGUCUCCCUUCGAGUCCUCAAGCGACGACCCACCCGUCUACGCCGAACUCCCCCCCGACGACGCCAAAGCCCUCAUCGCUAGCGGUGAUGCUGUUCCCGUCGAGCGUCACGAAGACGGCGACGAGAAAGACUGGGAUCUCGACGAUGCCGCCGAAGAAGCAGAUCCAGACGCCGAACAACGCACGCAAAAAGAGAGCAACGACGCCUUCGCAAUAGCCCUAGCACGCCUCCCACCGCCCGACCUAACAAAAAAGCUCCCAUGCGCCGUCAUCCUCCCCCAGCGCCGCCCUCGCGCCAAAGCCCGCGGCUUCGUCAAAGCCUACGCCCCCGUCCUGCUCGAAACAGGCAUCGACCAAACCACCUUCCUCGCCUUCCUCUCCGCCUGGGAAAAAAGCAGCAAAGACGUCCAGUCCCGCGCGCGCCGCAACUCCUUCCUGGACGACGCAAAUACCAAACUUUUCAUGCCGCGCGGUCUCUACUGCAUGGUCAUGCGCUUCGCGCCCGACAGCGCCCACGCCGUCGAGUCCACUUCCGUCAACGCCAACGACGCCAUCGCGCGCUACGCAUCCGCGGCAGGCAGCGGCCUCACGAGCAAGCUGCGCAUGGCGAGCGGGAAGACGCACGGGGAGAUUGCGCUGCCCGAGGCCGCGCCGCUGGUGUUUCCGGCGCUAGAUCACGCGUUGGCGGCUGGCGGGGACAGGAAGAGGGAUAGGCUGAAGCGGGGGAGUGAGUUUGUGAAUGAGUAUAAGGAUCGGCGCGCGCAGGCGGUGUAUGGGGAUGCGCAUCCGGAGUCGAGGUUGGCGGCGCGGGAGAGGCCGCGGUUUGCGAGCGUGUAUAGUGAUCCGGCGCAUCCGGCGAGUUCGGGGGAUUUGUUGGCGUUGGUGAGUAAGGGGAGGAUGACAAUGCCGAGGAGAGAGGGAGGAGGAGGUUUGGGAGGGGGUGGUUUUGGGGGAGGGAGGGGUGGGGGAUUGGGGGGGUUGGUUGGGGAGGUCGUGGGGGCUGUGAGUGGGAGGGGCCGUGAUAGUGAGCAGCAGCAUGAGUCGCAAACUUAUGUUCUUAGUCAAGGUGGAGUUUUUGGGGGUGGUGGAGGUCGAGGCGGGGGACUCGGCCAGGGAGGAUUGCUUGGGACUGGGGUAGGUAAGGAGGUUGUCGGUGCCGGGCCGCUGGGCGCGGUUAAGAGGAUUAUGAGGCAGGAUGUGCUGUAUUUGCUUAUUGUGAAUAUGCCGUCGGAGAGGGAGAUUGCGGAGGCGAGGGCGAGGCUUGGUAUGGAGGUGUGAGUGGGAAGAGUGAGAUAUUUUUGGGCUUCAAGAACUGAGAGAGCGUCUUUUUGAAAAGCACGAAUAUAUAUCAAACGACUGCCGAGGGGUU
Mytilinidion resinicola is the source of this 1480-nucleotide messenger RNA. RefSeq lists its product as uncharacterized. The record is from RefSeq and is a predicted model, not a curated record. Bases 1 to 1389 code for a protein of 462 amino acids. NCBI's taxonomy places the organism in Eukaryota, Fungi, Ascomycota, Dothideomycetes, Mytilinidiales, Mytilinidiaceae. The transcript is spliced from 2 exons.